AUGCCAGCUGCAGCUGCAAGGUCGUCUGCGCGUGCUGUGCCGAUUGGCAAGUCCCCAGCCAAGCGCAAAGCGAGUCAACUUGGAGCAGACGACGGCGAUCUUGACAAAAGCCCAAGGACUCCAACAGCCAAGCGUGUGUCGCGCAAAGUAGUGGAAGCAGUCAAGGCUACCGUUGUGACUAACGGCAAGGGCCACAGUUCGGCAUCGGAGAGCUCUCUAUCGGACUUGUCCGAAAGUGAAGACGGGGAAGUAGUCGCGAAACCGAAAAGGGGCAAGGGCAAGCCGGCCCCAACAGCGAGGGCGAAGAAGCCAAAAGCGUCUCCUGGCAAGCGAGCUGCGAAGUCCGAGCCUACUGGUGACACACACGAUCUUGACACCAGACUCGAGGGUGACCCGCCAGUUGACGGCCCGGCAGAAACUCCGAAGCGGAAGCGGAAGACUGCUGCUGAGAAGGAGGCCGAGGCCAUGCCUUUGGCACCUCGCACGACAGGCCUCCGUAUGUUUGUCGGCGCCCACACGUCGAUUGCCAAGGGUGUCGAAAAUGCCAUCAGCAACGCCGUCCACAUCGGAGGCAACAGCUUCGCAUGUUUCUUGAAGUCACAACGAAAGUGGGACAAUCCAUCAUUACAAGACACGAACAAGGAAGCAUUUCGCACCGGCCUCAUCACUCACAAGUACGACGGCUCCGCCCACAUCGUCCCUCACGGCAGCUACCUCGUCAAUCUAGCCACCGAGGACGAGGAGCAUCUGGAGAAGUCCUACUCAACCUUCCUAGACGACCUCCACCGAUGUGAAGCGCUCGGCAUCAAGCAUUACAACUUCCACCCAGGCGCGGCGGGCAAAGCAAGCAUGGACUCCGCCAUCGCCCGAAUAGCAGCAAACCUGAACCGCGCGCUAUCCGCCACAAGCACAGUCGUCCCACUUCUGGAAAACAUGGCAUCGAGGGGCAGCGUAGUAGGCGGCCGCUUCUCUGACCUAGCCGGCAUCAUCGCUUUGAUCGAGCCCCAACACCAACAUCGCAUAGGCGUCUGCAUCGACACCUGCCACGCCUUUGCCUCAGGCUACGACUUGCGAUCACCAACUGCCUUCAACGCCACGCUAGCUGAGUUCGAUGACACAGUCGGCAUGAAGUAUCUCAAAGCUCUGCACCUCAACGACUCGAAAGCUCCGAUGGGCUCAGGCCGCGAUCUGCACCAGAACAUUGGCCUCGGCUUCCUCGGUUUACGGGCGUUUCAUAAUGUUAUGAACGAGCCGCGAUUGGAGAAUCUGCCGCUGAUUCUCGAGACGCCUUGCGAAAAGCCGGAUCCGAAGGAUCCAAAGGGCAAGAAGACACUGGAGGACAAAGGCGUGUGGGCUACUGAGAUCAAGUUGCUGGAGAGUCUGAUCGGGAUGGACCCUGAGGGAACGAAGUUCAAAAAGCUUGAGAAGGAGCUUUCGGAUCGUGGAAAAGCGGAAAGAGCGACUUAUCAGAAGGCGUGGGAUGAUAAGCAAGCCAAGGAGAAGAAAAAGGUGGAGAAGGAGCGGGAGAAAGGGCAGAAGAGUGUGAAGGAUAUGUUUGGUGGAGGUACUACAGCGACAAAGAAGGCCAAAGGUAUGGUACAGAAAAGAUCAUCAUCGACAACGAAGGACUCCGAUAGCAGUGGCGAUCUGAGCGAGCUAGAAGACGAAGAGGACGACUGA
Messenger RNA from Cyphellophora attinorum, 1680 nucleotides. RefSeq names its product DNA-(apurinic or apyrimidinic site) lyase 1. NCBI's taxonomy places the organism in Eukaryota, Fungi, Ascomycota, Eurotiomycetes, Chaetothyriales, Cyphellophoraceae. Gene Ontology annotation, molecular function: DNA-(apurinic or apyrimidinic site) endonuclease activity; DNA binding; phosphoric diester hydrolase activity. Gene Ontology annotation, cellular component: nucleus; mitochondrion. Gene Ontology annotation, biological process: base-excision repair. The transcript has a single exon. The record is from RefSeq and is a predicted model, not a curated record. The coding region runs from base 1 to 1680 and encodes 559 amino acids.